UCUAGGAUCCUUGUAAACGACUCCUCCCACGAAAUCAAGUAGUGGACAGUGCCAAAGACUAGAGCCAUUUUUUCCCAUUAACCCCCUUACUUUCCCCCCUCUCACCUUUUGUUUUGACGUAUAUAUCACCAGCCCCACCUUCCAUUCUUCCAAAAACAAUGGCCAUCACCAUGCCCACUGGUAGACCUCUCCUCCCCUUUCUCUUCUUCUUCAUCUUGUAUCACACUUGCUUUUCCUGCAAAGGGGUUUUCGCCGGAAAGUCGAAUGUGACGGCCAAAAUUCCUCGACCGAUGAUUGGAUUCGGAAAAGAGAAGAUUAGUCACCUUCACUUCUACUUCCAUGACGUCCUCAGUGGUCGAAAUCCAUCUGCUAUUCAGGUGGCAAGGGCAGACACUACUAGCAAAUUCUUAACUCUGUUCGGAGCUGUUUAUAUGAUUGAUGAUCCCCUCACUGAGGGUCCUGAUCCUAAGUCGAAGCUAUUCGGAAGAGCACAAGGGUUCUAUGCAUCAGCUUCGCAAACUGAUCUGGGGCUCCUCAUGGCCAUGAACUUUGCGUUUGUUGAGGGGAAAUACAAAGGGAGCACCUUAACUAUUCUUGGGAGGAAUCCGGUGCUGAAUCCUGUGAGGGAGAUGCCGAUUAUUGGAGGCAGUGGCUUGUUCAGGUUGGCUCGUGGCUAUGUGCUCGCGAAGACACAUUUGUUUGAUCUGAAAACUGGAGAUGCAGUGGUAGAGUACAAUGUCUAUGUUACACAUUAUUAACUUUUUCUUUUAUUUUUUCUUUUUUCGCUUUUCUUUAAGAAUUUCUCCUGUAACUUAUGUAUGCUCUGUGAGAGUGAUAGCGUUGUUUAUGGUCGAUUAUUUUUAGUUAUAUCUUCUGAGAGUAAUGGAACAAAAAGAGACAUAAUUGUUGGAAA
Amborella trichopoda is the source of this 913-nucleotide messenger RNA. The record is from RefSeq and is a predicted model, not a curated record. Lineage: Eukaryota; Viridiplantae; Streptophyta; Magnoliopsida; Amborellales; Amborellaceae.